CUUGUUGGUGCACCGAAUGCGCAGACUGCGUGUGUGGUUGCUGCGCAUGGUCCGGGGGCGGGUCUCGGGGGCGAGCAUCCGGCACCGGAGGUUGCCUUCCUGCGCGACCUGGUUUUGCGGCGGCAGCUCUGGGGGCACACGGAUGUCUGCCCCAUGCACGGUCCUGGAUGAACCACAAUGCCCCCGGCUCAGGGCUUGGCCCCCGAUGUUUGUGACCAGCACGUGGGAGCCCCGGCCGCGCACAAAGGUGCCAGCUUCUAUGCUGAGUUGCGGUGAUUAACGGUACUUAUUUGAAAAGACCCUAAAGAAAGGAACAGGAGCGGAGGGUUUCGUGGAAAUCAGGCCCAGGACAGGACGUGUAACUGAGUCAGACACACCGACUGCUCCAAAUGGCACCAAAAGUCGGGAUGCUGGAGUGUCCUGUGGUCCCAGGCGAGGCGGUCGGACCCACGAGUCCACCCGUCUGUUUCCUCGCAAUGGACGUCAGCCUGAGGACGUGGUGGGAACUUCCGUCCAGGAGCCACUGAGGAGCCUUAUGGGGAUGCUUUGGUCCCAGGGGAUGCCUGCCAGCAGGAAGAGCUGGUUGGUGUCCACAACGGUCCCUGCCUGAGCCCGUGGCGUCACCUGGGAUUGGAAAACCGUGGCCUACAAAUCCACAGGGGCUGCAUGAAGUCCUCCGAGGGCAGAAUGAACGUGUCCUUCCCUCACGCUGUUCUUGUGAGGAAGAAGAUGGCCCCGUAGUGUCCGAGGGGGUGACACACGUCUUCUCUCUUUUCGAGGGUCCCCCGCGGAUUUGAGGGUAAGCGUCUCUCCAGAUUGUUUCCGUGUGCUGUCAUCAGUUACAAACAUCGCUCCUCUCCCGUUGGAGGCUCCGCGUGUCCCCCGUUGGCCACGGGCGACUUCUCAGGCCGGUUCCCAGAGUCUGUUAAUCUCAGGUGCCUUGCUUCCAGCCACAGCGAUCUCUUCCCGUUUUCCCUCCAUCCGGCCCUGGAGGGAUGAUUCAUUUCUCCCCAGAAGCUCUGGUUCCUUUUCGUGGGAAAAUGCUUGACGUGUGGAUGCUGUUGCCCAGACGUGUACGGGGUGCGAGGGACCGAGCUCCCGACGGCCACUGAUGCCGUGAAGAUUCUGCACGGCCCUCCCUCACCUCCCCAAAUAUCCGGAACGAGCGCGUCUUUCAUGAAGCUCGUCUGUGGGACACAAGCAGGAACGUACAUUAACAAUUUUUUGAAAGAAGAAAAAGAAGUGACCAUGGACAGAUGGAUGGAUAAAGAAGAUGAAUGAGAUCUUGUCACUUGCACUGAGACGGGUGGAUCUGGGAGGUGUUACGCAAAGUGAAAUAAAUCCGUCAGAGAAAGAGUCUGGCCGGGGAUAAGUGCAACACAGGAACAUCUAAGCUGGUGCUUUGGUUGCAAAUUUGGUUUCCUUGUUCCGUCUGAUGGCGGAAAUUCUUACGGGCAUGGGCUUCUCGGCUACAGUGUAGGACGCAGUCAAAACUGACGUGGUUUUCAAGAACACCGGUGAGGUUGAAUCCGUUUUAUCUUACGUCUUCAUACAGUUAAUGUAGCACCUUCCUUAUGUUUAAGUUUUAUUUAUGUUUGUAGCAACUUUUCAAAGAAAGGGUUAUUUUAUGCUUUAAAAAAGGAAAGUUCAGGCAGCUUGGCAAAACCAUGGGGUUUUUUUUUGGCGGUGUGGAGUCAUGGAAAAAAACCUGAUUUGCCAAGCAGACAUGACCAUUCAUUGUCUAUGCCAAGAUGAAAGAGAAGGACACUUUGAGUGGGACUCUUGGGUCUUGGGGGUCAUCAUUACCAGCCACGGGCUUGGAGGACCACCAUCAGGGUCCCCAUUCUCUGGGCGUGAAUGUUGUUGAGGGUGCUGGUCUACUGCUUCCUGGAAAAAAUGCAAGACCAUGUAUGCACAUUCAGGACCAACUUUCCACAACUUGUUUCCCAGGUCACACAGCAUGCUGGGACCUAGCUUGUUCUGGCGAUCCAUGCCUGCACGGAAGGCUGCUAUCUGGACACGUGUCUACGUCGAGGCCAAGAUGGCUGUCUGGACGCGUCUGUAGGUUGAGGCCAACAUGGCUGUCUGGACACGUGUCUAUGUCGAGGCCAAGACAGCUGUCUGGAUGCGUCUGUAGGUCGAGGCCAAGAUGGCUGUCUGGACACGUGUCUAAGUUGAGGCCAAGAUGGCUAUCUGGACACGUCUGUAGGUUGAGGCCAAGACAGCUGUCUGGACGCGUCUGUAGGUUGAGGCCAACAUGGCUGUCUGGAUGCGUCUGUAGGUUGAGGCCAAGACGGCUGUCUGGACACGUCUGUAGGUUGAGGCCAAGACAGCUAUCUGGAUGUGUCUGUAGGUCGAGGCCAACAUGGCUGUCUGGACGCGUCUGUAGGUCGAGGCCAACAUGGCUGUCUGGACACGUGUCUACGUUGAGGCCAAGACAGCUGUCUGGACGCAUCUGUAGGUUGAGGCCAACAUGGCUGUCUGGACACGUGUCUAAGUUGAGGCCAAGAUGGCUGUCUGGGCGUGUCUGCAGGUUGAGGCCAAGACGGCUGUCUGGAUGCGUCUGCAGGUUGAGGCCAAGACGGCUGUCUGGACACGUCUGUAGGUUGAGGCCAAGACAGCUAUCUGGAUGUGUCUGUAGGUCGAGGCCAACAUGGCUGUCUGGACGCGUCUGUAGGUCGAGGCCAACAUGGCUGUCUGGACACGUGUCUACGUUGAGGCCAAGACAGCUGUCUGGACGCAUCUGUAGGUUGAGGCCAACAUGGCUGUCUGGACACGUGUCUAAGUUGAGGCCAGGACGGCUAUCUGGACGCGUCUGUAGGUUGAGGCCAAGACGGCUGUCUGGACACGUGUCUAAGUUGAGGCCAAGACGGCUAUCUGGACGCGUCUGUAGGUUGAGGCCAAGACGGCUGUCUGGACACGUGUCUAAGUUGAGGCCAAGACGGCUAUCUGGACGUGUCUGUAGGUUGAGGCCAAGAUGGCUGUCUGGACACGUGUCUAAGUUGAGGCCAAGACGGCUGUCUGGACAUGUGUCUACGUUGAGGCCAACGUGGCUAUCUAGACACAUGUCUAAGUUGAGGCCAAGAUGGCUAUCUGGACGCAUCUGUAGGUUGAGGCCAAGACAGCUGUCUGGACGCGUCUGUAGGUCGAGGCCAAGAUGGCUCUCUGGACGCAUCUGUAGGUCGAGGCCAACAUGGCUGUCUGGACACGUGUCUACGUCGAGGCCAAGAUGGCUGUCUGGACGCGUCUGUAGGUUGAGGCCAACAUGGCUGUCUGGACACGUGUCUAUGUCGAGGCCAAGACAGCUGUCUGGAUGCGUCUGUAGGUCGAGGCCAAGAUGGCUGUCUGGACACGUGUCUAAGUUGAGGCCAAGAUGGCUAUCUGGACACGUCUGUAGGUUGAGGCCAAGACAGCUGUCUGGACGCGUCUGUAGGUUGAGGCCAAGACGGCUGUCUGGACACGUCUGUAGGUUGAGGCCAAGACAGCUAUCUGGAUGUGUCUGUAGGUCGAGGCCAACAUGGCUGUCUGGACGCGUCUGUAGGUCGAGGCCAACAUGGCUGUCUGGACACGUGUCUACGUUGAGGCCAAGACAGCUGUCUGGACGCAUCUGUAGGUUGAGGCCAACAUGGCUGUCUGGACACGUGUCUAAGUUGAGGCCAAGAUGGCUGUCUGGGCGUGUCUGCAGGUUGAGGCCAAGACGGCUGUCUGGAUGCGUCUGCAGGUUGAGGCCAAGACGGCUGUCUGGACACGUCUGUAGGUUGAGGCCAAGACAGCUAUCUGGAUGUGUCUGUAGGUCGAGGCCAACAUGGCUGUCUGGACGCGUCUGUAGGUCGAGGCCAACAUGGCUGUCUGGACACGUGUCUACGUUGAGGCCAAGACAGCUGUCUGGACGCAUCUGUAGGUUGAGGCCAACAUGGCUGUCUGGACACGUGUCUAAGUUGAGGCCAGGACGGCUAUCUGGACGCGUCUGUAGGUUGAGGCCAAGACGGCUGUCUGGACACGUGUCUAAGUUGAGGCCAAGACGGCUAUCUGGACGCGUCUGUAGGUUGAGGCCAAGACGGCUGUCUGGACACGUGUCUAAGUUGAGGCCAAGACGGCUAUCUGGACGUGUCUGUAGGUUGAGGCCAAGAUGGCUGUCUGGACACGUGUCUAAGUUGAGGCCAAGACGGCUGUCUGGACAUGUGUCUACGUUGAGGCCAACGUGGCUAUCUAGACACAUGUCUAAGUUGAGGCCAAGAUGGCUAUCUGGACGCAUCUGUAGGUUGAGGCCAAGACAGCUGUCUGGACGCGUCUGUAGGUCGAGGCCAAGAUGGCUCUCUGGACGCAUCUGUAGGUCGAGGCCAACAUGGCUGUCUGGACACGUGUCUACGUCGAGGCCAAGAUGGCUGUCUGGACGCGUCUGUAGGUUGAGGCCAACAUGGCUGUCUGGACACGUGUCUAUGUCGAGGCCAAGACAGCUGUCUGGAUGCGUCUGUAGGUCGAGGCCAAGAUGGCUGUCUGGACACGUGUCUAAGUUGAGGCCAAGAUGGCUAUCUGGACACGUCUGUAGGUUGAGGCCAAGACAGCUGUCUGGACGCGUCUGUAGGUUGAGGCCAAGACGGCUGUCUGGACACGUCUGUAGGUUGAGGCCAAGACAGCUAUCUGGAUGUGUCUGUAGGUCGAGGCCAACAUGGCUGUCUGGACGCGUCUGUAGGUCGAGGCCAACAUGGCUGUCUGGACACGUGUCUACGUUGAGGCCAAGACAGCUGUCUGGACGCAUCUGUAGGUUGAGGCCAACAUGGCUGUCUGGACACGUGUCUAAGUUGAGGCCAGGACGGCUAUCUGGACGCGUCUGUAGGUUGAGGCCAAGACGGCUGUCUGGACACGUGUCUAAGUUGAGGCCAAGACGGCUAUCUGGACGCGUCUGUAGGUUGAGGCCAAGACGGCUGUCUGGACACGUGUAAGUUGAGGCCAAGACGGCUAUCUGGACGUGUCUGUAGGUUGAGGCCAAGAUGGCUGUCUGGACACGUGUCUAAGUUGAGGCCAAGACGGCUAUCUGGACGCGUCUGUAGGUUGAGGCCAACAUGGCUGUCUGGACACGUGUCUAAGUCGAGGCCAAGACGGCUAUCUGGACGCGUCUGUAGGUUGAGGCCAAGACAGCUGUCUGGACGCAUCUGUAGGUUGAGGCCAACAUGGCUGUCUGGACACAUGUCUACGUCGAGGCCAAGACAGCUGUCUGGACGCAUCUGUAGGUUGAGGCCAACAUGGCUGUCUGGACACGUGUCUACGUCGAGGCCAAGACAGCUGUCUGGACGCAUCUGUAGGUUGAGGUCAACAUGGCUGUCUGGACACGUGUCUACGUCGAGGCCAAGACAGCUGUCUGGACGCAUCUGUAGGUUGAGGCCAACAUGGCUGUCUGGACACGUGUCUAAGUUGAGGCCAAGAUAGCUGUCUGGAUGCAUCUGUAGGUUGAGGCCAAGACAGCUGUCUGGACCCAUCUGUAGGUUGAGGCCAAGAUGGCUAUCUGGACGCGUCCAUAGGUCGAGGCCAAGACAGCUGCCUGGACAUGUCCGUAGGUCGAGGCCAAGACGGCUCUCUGGACACGUCCGUCGGUUGAGGCCAAGAUGGCUGUCUGGACGCGUCUGUAAGUUGAGACCAACACAGCUAUCUGGAUGUGUCUCUGAGUUGAGGACAAGAUGAGGGUCUCCCUAGAUGCCAGUGGAGAGUUUCUAAUCCACAGCGGGUGGCAAAGAACCACACGGAGACCCGCCGACCCACCCC
Molecule: messenger RNA, 5760 nt
Organism: Felis catus (domestic cat)
Lineage: Eukaryota; Metazoa; Chordata; Mammalia; Carnivora; Felidae
Product: putative protein FAM47C
Exons: 5
Coding region: 1752-4943 (1063 amino acids)
Source: RefSeq, a predicted model, not a curated record